Molecule: messenger RNA, 4820 nt
Organism: Gadus chalcogrammus (walleye pollock)
Lineage: Eukaryota; Metazoa; Chordata; Actinopteri; Gadiformes; Gadidae
Gene: crls1
Product: cardiolipin synthase 1
Exons: 8
Coding region: 127-1263 (378 amino acids)
Biological process (GO): cardiolipin biosynthetic process
Cellular component (GO): mitochondrion; membrane
Molecular function (GO): cardiolipin synthase activity
Source: RefSeq, a predicted model, not a curated record
UGCCGUCUCGGAACUCGGCAACAUGGCGGCCCGCAGGCAGAAGCUUCUGUACGCACUGUGUUGAGCUCUGACCGACCCGAUACACCAUGAAACAAGGAGAGACGUUCAGGUAACAUUGGAGCUGAGAUGUUUCGUAUCCGGAGGAGCGCCGUGCGGCUGUGCCAGCGGGGCGAGACGCUGUGUCCGCGGGGGGAUGCAGGGUCGCUGUCACGGGGUCAGGGGGGGUCAGCGCGUCAGGCAAACAGGUGUCGCCCUGAGACGUCAUCGUGGCGGACCCCGCAGACACCGGUCAACCAAGGCACAAGACCGAAGCAGUUCAGAGGCCAUUUACAGAUAUCUGCCUGCACGGAAACAAAUCUAAACGCGCACUAUUGCCGGACUAGUCCGUGGCUGAGGCCGAAUGGGAACCCUCAGGUGAACCCGGCCCUCCUCCGGGGAGGUCCCGGCUGGCCUUUGGCCCAUGUCCAGCCCCUCCUCCGGGGGCUUCCUGGCUGGCCUGGGGUCCCGCCCCUCCUCCGGUCCCCCGGGGCUCGUGGGCUGUGCAGCGGGAAAUCCCGGCCAACUCAGGACAUUGACCCGUCACCGGAGCAAAAUGAAAGUCAAGGAAGCUCUGUCCAUGUCCCGGGACACGGGCUGUUUAAGUUCAAAGAGCUGCACGAGAACCCAUGGACCGUCCCAAACCUGCUGUGUGUUUGUCGGAUCGUGCUGUCGCCCUACCUGGGCUACCUCAUCAUCCACCAACACUUUUACCUCAGCCUGGCUCUGUUCACUAUGGCUGGGGCCACAGACAUGUUAGACGGCUACAUUGCAAGAACAUGGCCCAAUCAGAAAUCAGCGUUGGGCAGUGCACUUGACCCAUUGGCUGAUAAGAUCCUGAUCAGUGUUCUGUACGCCAGCCUCACCUAUGCUCAGCUCAUACCAGCUCCUCUCACGGCUCUGGUGAUCUUCAGAGACAUCGGUCUGAUAGCCGCAGUCUUCUGGGUCAGAUACAAGACUGUGCCCCCACCGGUGACCCUCAGUAAAUUUUUUAAUCCAUGUUACACUACAGCCCAGCUCAAACCCACGUUAUUCAGCAAGGUGAACACAGCCAUCCAGCUCCUUCUAGUAGCUGCUUCCCUCGCUGCUCCAGUCUUCAAAUACACGGACAGUCUUCUGCUGCAGUCGCUAUGGUAUGUAACGGCGGUGACGACGGCCGCCUCCGGCUACAGCUACUGGCACUACGGCCGCAAGACGGUCCAGGUACUCAACACCAAAUCACCAUGACAAACCCCGAGCAGAAACACACCUGGCGGUGGCACGGACAAUGGCUGCUGAUUAACGAGAAAACGGCCCAGGCGAGACGCGGCCGACCAGGAGGAUAAGGGCCGGUUUUACAUGACGGACACGCUGGCAUACGGUGCUCUGAUGCAGGUUGCUAUGACGACCACUUAUCAACGAGAUGACAUUGAUGGAGCGGCCUUGGUUUUACGCUAGCGGCGUCUUGGUCUGGAACAAUGGAACACAUAACCAGAGAUGUUCUCACUGUAGUCUGGCCAGUCCCCGAUUCUGUACUCAUUUAAAUAAUUACUAGAUGUUCCCAUGGCAACCAUAUUUUGUCAAAUCAGUUUUGUAAGUCAAUGAUUUAUGAUUAAAAACAAAGGAAAGAAUAGAUACAUCUGUUUUUUUUGUUCUUAUCUCUGAUUGGUUAACACUAAGGUAAGUUGAAUUGAUAAAUGACUCACAAACACGUCACCAUAUCACAUACGGUUAACAUAGUUGGUCAGAUCUUACUUUUUAAAUCGUCCAAUGCUUCAAACAACAUCACACACAAUUUGUGUGGCUUUAUAAUUAGUACUAAGUCGUACUUUCAGGAGGACUGCUGGACCUUCUGCGAAGAGUAAACUGAUCUUUGUUUAUUUAGCAGUGCUCCUAAAGCAACGUCCGUCGAGAUCACUAAAGGAGCUUGAGUGGACAUGUGGCUGCAGAUAGGGUUUCUGAGCUUAGCUAAGCUAUGGUUGUGGAGCAGAUGUGCUGAGUCAACUGGAGGUCCUGGUGUCAGCCAUCAGUUAAGUGGAGCUGGUUAGUGUCAGCCAUCAGUUAAGUGGAGCUGGUUAGUGUCAGCCAUCAGGUUAGUGGGGCUGGUUAGUGUCAGCCAUCAGGUUAGUGGGGCUCAUCAGGUAAGUCGGACUGUCUCGCCGUCAGGUUAGUCAAGCUUUUUCUGAUGGCCGUCAGGUUAGUCAAGUGUUUUCUGGUGGCCAUCAGGCUAGUGUAUUGUUUUCUGAUGGCCAUCAGGUUAGUAAAGUGUUUUCUGGUGGUCAUCAGGUUAGUGGAGUGUUUUCUGAUGGCCAUCAGGUUAGUGGAGUGUUUUCUGAUGGCCAUCAGGUUAGUCAAGUGUUUUCUGAUGGCCAUCAGGUUAGUCAAGUGUUUUCUGAUGGCCGUCCCUCCAUCAUGACAGAAACAUCCCUGAAUGCCCCUUGGAUUGGGGCUCCCAAAAAAUACUCCCAAGCAAUUACUUUUUGAAAAGACAGUGGCCCAGUUGCUCAAUAUAAUCCUUGUUGCCUUACUGAACUGACCGUUUCACUUUUAAACCCCACAGGAACUUCAUUUGGCCUAAUUAAGCUGCACAUGAACAGUGUAUACUGCACAGAAAAUAACGUUUUGUAGGGUUGACGUGUUGCUCAGUGCGUCCUGUAGCAAACUUGUCUUCUGGAGUGUUUUAUGUUUGUUGUUUGACUUCCAGAUGUAACGCAGAAGGGAUCUCUCCUCCCAGCAGCUGUUGAGCUCGCACUUUUAACUUAUCGUAGGUCAGAAAUACAAGAGGAAUAAAAAAUACAAGCGAACAAUGGAAAUACAAGAGGGGUACAAUGGAAAUACGAGAGGAGCGCAAUAGAAAUACAAGAGGAGCACAGUAGAAAUACAAGAGGAGCACAAUAGAAAUAACAGGCGAAAGAGGCUUCUCUGUCCCUAAUGAUACGAACACACCAAACGCGUAACCCGCGUAAAGGUACGAACACACCAAACGCGUAUCCCGCGUACGACGCGUAUAAAAUCGGCAAUUUUUCCAUCGGGAACCAUUGGUUUACGCGAGUAUGAGCUGCGUACACGCGUUACAUGCGCUAAAGCAACAUUUUACCCGCGUUUGCCGCGUAUGAGCUGCGUAUAUAUACGCGCGUACAUAUACGCGCGUAUGCGAGGAGUUCAAAAAAUUUAACUUUUUACGCUCAUACGCAUGACGAUUAGCCGCGUUGCCCAAUCAGCGUUGAGCUUGACCCGACGUCACUGGCAGAGAGACGGAAAGGACAGAACAGAAAUGGAGGACCAAAAUCUCAUAGUCGCUGUGUGCAGCCGUCCUGUCCUGUACGACACCACGAUGGUGUCGUACAGGGACAGGAACAAAAAAGAGAGGGUGUGGGUCGACGUGGCCGAGGAUACUGGCGUUCCUGGUAAGAUCAGUGAAUAAUGUGUGUGUGUAUUUUGCUUGGCUUCAGCUAUCGGUUGUGUUCUACUAUGAAAAAAGUUAGCGCCGGUUAGCUGUAGCACCAGUUAGCAGUAAUAUUAAGUGAUACUACUACAACAGGCUGUCCCGCUUGUCAGGUUACACAACUUAAUAUGUAUAUAUGUUCUUGUCAGUGGACGUAUGUCGCAGGAGGUGGAAGUCGCUCAGGGACAGGUACAUGAGACACAAAAAGAGUGAAAAAAAAAAAGAGCGGGUCAGCGGCAGGGAGAGUGAAGAGAUGGAAAUUCGCUAGGGUCCUGUCCUUCCUCGACCCCUUUGUCACCCCGAGGGAGACCAGCAGCAACUUACCUCUGGGGGCAGAGGAGGUAGAGGAGGACGGGGCUCCAGAGACUUCACUGUCAGGGGCAGGAGAAGAUGAGGAGCUUGAGGAGGCAGCAGCAUCGCACAAUACAGGUUUGUUGACUAAGUGAAGACACGUACAGCUUCUGUAUUAUGGCCACAGGAACGAUUUACAGUGCGGCACGAGUCUGUCUGUCUUUAAUGUGCAAUGUAGAUAUAUAUCAUCCAAGCAAAAAAAACAAGUCUUCUUUCUCAAUAACAUAGACCAGCCCAGCAGUGAGUCAGAUACAGAGGACGCUGAUGCUGCUCCUGCUCCUGCUCCUGCUCCUGCUCCUGUCCCUGUCCCUGCCGCUGGCCCUUCCUGUGUACCUGUCCCUGAGGCUGGCCCUGCCCCAAGACCACAGGGCGGGACGAAGAGGAAGAGAGCCAGGGUACCAGAGGGGAAUACAAAUGUACAGACAGCCAUCCUCCAGGCCCUGCAGAGUCAAAAUGCUGUGCCUACCCCUACCCCGCUCUCUGGGAAUGAGGACUUUGUCAUGGGCCUAGUUCCUUCCCUGGAGAGAUUGCCACCUGAAGUACUGGAGUACGUUAAAUUCCAAAUUCGUAAGGUCAUAUUUGACAAUUCUAAUUUCACCGUUCAUUUGGAACCUGUUUAAGCUUAUUAGCUAGUGGUGGUGACAAUCUCUCCAGGGAAAGAACUAGGCUGAUGUCACUGUUAACUGUUCAUUUUGAUAUUGUUCUGUUAUGUUUAUAUUAUAUUGUUCUUAUGUUAUUUUUAUUAUUUAUAUUUUUAUAAUUAUUUUUGAAAUAAAAUAUUUCUCACAACUCUUCUCUCAAUAUAUGAUUUUAAGAUCUAGAAUGCAUGGACACAAAUAUAAAUUUUUAAUAACACUACUUAAUUGAACAAUUUUAAUAACAAUUUAAUAAUAACUAGAACUGCAAGCAGUUAUGCAGGGGUCCAAGCGAUGUGCAUUUCGCCGGCACAACGCGAAGCAUGUGUUCAAAACGCUACCGUGAACCUGUGGAUAUAAAGGUUUUGACUGGG